AUGAAGAAAUAUGAAUUCAAUUCUAGAGCUUCAAAUGCAAUAUUGAGUGCCUUAGCACCUGACGAGUACACUAGAUUUAUGAAUUGCAAAUCAGCUAAGGAGAUUUGGGAUAAACUGCAAAAUUUUCAUGAGAGAGACAGUAGGGUAAAAGAAUUCAAGCUUCUUAUUCAUUGGAAUGAAUUUGACGCUAUGAGAAUGGGAAAAAAUGAGAAAAUAGAAACCUAUAUAAAUAGAGUGUUAAAGAUAGUAAAUUCUAUAAGAGGACUUGGUGAAGAACUGUCAGACACGGUGGUUGUGAAAAGAUUUAUGAGAACCCUGCCUCCCAUUUAUAAUGCCAAGAUCUCAGUGUUGGAAGAAAGAGACUUGAACAAGGUAACUAUUGAUGAGUUACAAAGUACCCUAGUUGCAUAUGAAAUGCAAAUUGACUCUCCUAUCCAAGCUAAUUCUAGUAAGGAAGUUGCAUUCAAUGCCAUGAAAAAGUUGAAAAUAACUGAAGGUAGAAGCAACUCCAGAGAUGAGGACAAUAAUGAUGUAAUUGCAUAUUUGUCAAAGCAACUCAAAAAGGGAACAUGCAAAUACAAGGGCAAGCUUCCACUUAAGUGCUUUGAGUGUGAUGACAUAGGUCACUUUGCUUCACAGUGUCCUAACAAGAAAGAGCUACAUGACUCAGAUGAUGAAGAGGAGGAAGUGCCUAAGAAGAGAUUCUUUAAAGUCAAAUGCAAGAAAACUUACAGUUCUAAGAAGAAUAGAAACUUUAAGAGGAGAAGCCUAAUUUCCAAAAAUUGCAGUGAGUCUUCUAAUGAAGAUUCUAGUGAAGAUGAAGAAGAUGGCUCAGGUGAAGCCAUGUUUAUGGCAGCUGAGUCUAGACCAAGAAAUAACUCAUCCACUCAAUCUCUAGAAGAAAAUGACCAAAGUGAUGAUGAAGAAGAAGGUGCAGUGGACCUAGAACUUGAAUUGAAGUCAGCACUUCAUACACUCUUAGUGGAAGAGAAGAAGACUGAGAAACUCACAAAGCAACUGAAACAUGCAGAAGAUCUAAUUGUGGAGCUGAAGGUCUUGUCUGAUGAAUCCAAGGGAAUUAUAGAAGAAAAUGAUCAGAAUCUUAUGGAGAAAACUCAAAUGAAUGAGUCACUUGAAAGAGAAAAGAGAAUUCAAGAAGAAGCUAAUGAGACCUCCUCAACUUCAUCAACAGAGCAAGAAUGUGAAAAUUGUAGCAGGUUGAUGGAAGCCCAGAUGAACUUGAAGAAAUGCACUGAAACAGGGAAAUACUUUGGUGAUAAAGAAGGAAUUGGAUUCAUUCAAGAAUCUGCGAAGGCCAUAGGGAAGGAGACCUUGAAACAACCCAUAAGCUUUGUUAAAUCUACAAAGAAGGUUAAUCAAGUCCAGGUUACUCAGAAGGAAACUCAAACUCAGAUUCAACAGAGAUAA
Messenger RNA from Macadamia integrifolia, 1428 nucleotides. RefSeq lists its product as uncharacterized. The coding region runs from base 1 to 1428 and encodes 475 amino acids. NCBI's taxonomy places the organism in Eukaryota, Viridiplantae, Streptophyta, Magnoliopsida, Proteales, Proteaceae. Gene Ontology annotation, molecular function: nucleic acid binding; zinc ion binding. The transcript is spliced from 2 exons. The record is from RefSeq and is a predicted model, not a curated record.